UUUUUUUUUUUUUAAGCUUUAGUCUUUGAUAGGCUCGUGGAUAGCAAUCAAGCUAUGUUUUGGUGGUAUACGAGCUAAAAUCAUGAGCAUUUUCACUCGUUCUAAGAAACUGGUGUCUUCGGUAAUUAAAAGCAGAGUUUUAGUGGAACAAAUCGGUGUUUUUGGAGGCAUCUGUUCUGUCGCCAAGGCUUGGCGUGAUAGUUUGUGUUUGCGACGACACAGUACAGCAAAUUUAGCCUCAUGUCAACACGGGAGUCGUGUUUUCUCUUCUCAUCUAGAUACAAAACGAUGUUAUUCAGAGGUGUAUAGUGAAAUCACUAAUUCAGAGAAAUACGCUGGCGCGUUUCAAGAGGAGUCACAUAAGAUAGACGGAACCCAAAGUAAAAGACCCUCAGAGACUUUCAAUCUUGAUGUGCUGGUGUCACUGCUGUGUCAAGAAAAUGCAGUGGACCUCUGUGUGAUCAAAGUUCCAGAGCAGAUCAAAUAUGCAGAGUACUUCAUUGUCGUCAGUGGCAUAUCACCACGACACCUCAACGCAAUGGCACUGUAUGCCAUCAAAGUGUACAAAUUUCUAAAAAAAGAUGGAGAUCCACAUGUCAAGAUAGAAGGAAAGGAUGCAGAGGACUGGAUGUGCAUUGACUUUGGGAAUAUCGUUGUUCACUUCAUGCUACCAGAGACCAGAGAAGCGUAUGAACUGGAGAAACUCUGGACUCUCCGAAACUAUGACGAGCAGCUGAAGAGCAUGCCUGUUGAGACCCUACCAGAAGACUUCAUAUAUGAUGCCGAGGUUACAAAGUGACAGCACAAGAAAAAUGGUUGAAUUUGUUGACAGGCUUUACUGCAUCUUUGUAACAUUGGAUGUAUCCGUUCCUGUUUCUGUGGGGAGAAAUAAAAGGAAUUUUUAAAUGCAUUUGUCUAUUAUGCAACAAUUAUACUGUACUGAAGGAAUUAUUGCCCCCUCACAUGGAUAAAUGUAUACUCCAUUUUCUAUUAUUUCACCUUUACAGGACAUCUCAUGGUAUUUGUAAAACAAUUAUAUUUGAAUGAUUUUUUUUGUUUUAUUUGCUGAGGAAAAAUUGUUGAACAUAUUUUGUUUAUUAAUACUUUUAAAUACAGUUCUAGAUAUUCUAAAAUUAUUCUCUAUUUUUUUGAGUGCUCAGCUACAUUUACUGGAAAGUAAAUAUUUGCCCUGACAAAGGUUUUAGUUGUACAAUGGCACGCAAAUAUGCAAAUCAUCAAAAUUAUUAUCAAAAAGUGCCUUAAACUCAUUUUUGUUCCUGUAUGUAAAGAU
Molecule: messenger RNA, 1291 nt
Organism: Monopterus albus (swamp eel)
Lineage: Eukaryota; Metazoa; Chordata; Actinopteri; Synbranchiformes; Synbranchidae
Gene: malsu1
Product: mitochondrial assembly of ribosomal large subunit 1
Exons: 4
Coding region: 83-799 (238 amino acids)
Biological process (GO): negative regulation of ribosome biogenesis; negative regulation of translation
Cellular component (GO): mitochondrion
Molecular function (GO): ribosomal large subunit binding
Source: RefSeq, a predicted model, not a curated record